Drechmeria coniospora is the source of this 3426-nucleotide messenger RNA. RefSeq names its product class 2 chitin synthase. The coding region runs from base 1 to 3426 and encodes 1141 amino acids. Gene Ontology annotation, molecular function: chitin synthase activity. The record is from RefSeq and is a predicted model, not a curated record. Gene Ontology annotation, cellular component: cell septum; cell periphery. The transcript has 3 exons. NCBI's taxonomy places the organism in Eukaryota, Fungi, Ascomycota, Sordariomycetes, Hypocreales, Ophiocordycipitaceae.
AUGCCUCGGCCAAACACGCCAUCCCGGCCGCCCGAGUACGAGUACAGCGUGGCAAACUACAGGGACGAGUACGAGACGCCGACGGGCCAGCGUUCUGCCGCCGUGCGGCUGCUGACCUCGUACGACGACCCUGCCGAUGGCACGAGGGCCUAUGGGGAUGCCCAGACGAACACACCUACCCAGACGUACGGUCCCUCCGUCUGCCCCAGCCGUCGCUCGCCGUGCUGUCCGACAGGCGAGGCAGAGCACGACGGCGUGAACAAGGCACAGGCACAGGCACGGGCACGGGUGAAGCCGCCUCUCGUCCGCCUCGACCUCCUUCCACCUCGGCAGAGACCCGUCGACGACUGCAAAGUUGCGGAAGUUGCGGCGCAGACGCCGAUAGCGACGGCAGUCGAGCACGCUCCCGGCCGGCACCCUUCGAGACGCCGCCCUGCCAGAGAACUACGGGCGACCAGCUCUCGAAGCCCGAACCGAAUGCCCAAAACCCCGGCCGUCGUGAUGGAGGAGCACAAACACUCUCGCUCACCUGCGCCGCCGCAUAGUGCCCGAUCCCCGAGACGAUCCUACCAGCCGAGCGUCACCUCGUCCCACUCGCGAUCCGCCUCCGUCCUCGACGAUGCCCCCAACUUGCCGCCUCCCGACUCGACCUACGUGCCCUUCGCGAGCAGGGGAAACGCUUCGCCCUCACCCCACAGACCCUGGACCCCCUCGUCCGUCGCCUCCGACUACGCCCGCCCGCCCGCUUCCAACGUCGCCUACGAACCUUCCGACCUCAACGGCAGCCCAAGGCCGGGUACGCCCUCGUCUCGUUAUGGUGGGAGCCCGCGUCGCCCGCUGCCUCCCGCGCCUCUCUUUUCCAACUCCUUCUCCGCCGCCGCCGCCCGAGGCUCGCACGUCUCCGCCGACGAAGCCACCAUCUCCAUCCCCCUGGACGCCGACGACGACGACGUUUUCGCUCCCGGCCCCGAGGCGGACCCGAGCGAACCGCGACCCCUGCCCGUACUCCGCGACUCUCCCCUGUUUGCCUCGCAGGAGACGCUCAAUGACGAGUCCGACGCGUGGGACAAGGCGGAGCUGUACGGCCCAGCCCCCGACGGCGCCCAGGAGCGCCGCGGCGUGCGCGCCCCCCUCAUGUCCAAGAAGGAGGUCCAGCUCAUCAACGGCGAGCUCGUUCUCGAGUGCAAGAUCCCCACCAUCCUCUACAGCUUCCUGCCCCGCCGGAACGAGGUCGAGUUCACGCACAUGAGGUACACGGCCGUCACCUGCGACCCGGACGACUUCGUCGACAGGGGCUACAAGCUUCGCCAGUCCAUCGGCCGCACCGCGCGCGAGACGGAGCUCUUCAUCUGCAUCACCAUGUACAACGAGGACGAGGUCGGCUUCACGAGGACCAUGCACGCCGUCAUGAAGAACAUUGCCCACUUCUGCUCCCGCUCCCGCUCCCGCACCUGGGGCGAGAACGGCUGGCAGAAGAUCGUCGUCUGCAUCAUCUCGGAUGGCCGCGAGAAGAUCCACCCCCGCACCCUCGACGCCUUGGCCGCCAUGGGCGUCUACCAGCACGGCAUCGCCAAGAAUUACGUCAACAACCGCGCCGUCCAGGCCCACGUGUACGAGUACACGACCCAGGUCUCUCUCGACGCCGACCUGAAGUUCAAGGGCGCCGAGAAGGGCAUCGUGCCUUGCCAGAUGAUCUUCUGCCUCAAGGAGAAGAACCAGCGCAAGCUGAACUCGCACCGCUGGUUCUUCAACGCCUUUGGCAAGGCCCUCAACCCCAACGUUUGCAUCCUGCUCGACGUCGGCACCCGCCCGGGCGGAAACUCUCUCUAUCACCUGUGGAAGGCCUUCGAUACCGAUUCCAACGUCGCCGGUGCCUGCGGAGAGAUCAAGGCCAUGAAGGGAAGGCUCGGCUCCAACCUGCUCAACCCUCUCGUGGCGUCCCAGAACUUCGAGUACAAGAUGUCCAACAUCCUCGACAAGCCCCUGGAAUCCGUCUUCGGAUACAUCACCGUGCUGCCCGGCGCCCUCAGCGCGUACCGGUACCACGCCCUGCAGAACGACGAGACGGGCCAUGGGCCUCUGAGCCAGUAUUUCAAGGGCGAGACCCUCCACGGCCAGCAUGCCGAUGUCUUCACCGCCAACAUGUACCUCGCCGAGGAUCGCAUUCUCUGCUGGGAGCUGGUGGCGAAGCGAGACGAGCGAUGGGUGCUCAAAUACGUCAAGGGCUGCACCGGCGAGACGGAUGUUCCGGAUACCGUCCCCGAGUUCAUCUCUCAACGCCGACGAUGGCUCAACGGCGCCUUCUUCGCCGCCGUCUACUCCCUCUUUCAGUUCCGACAGAUCAUGACGACCGAUCACACCAUCGCGCGCAAGAUGCUCCUCAUCAUCGAAUUCGUCUACCAGGCCAUACAACUUCUCUUCACAUACUUUUCCCUCGCCAACUUCUACCUGACCUUCUACUUCGUUGCCGGUGGCUUGACAGAUCCGGACGUCGACCCUUUCGGCCACAACAUUGCCACUGUGUUCUUCACCGUUCUCAGGUACACCUGCGUGCUCCUCAUCGCCACCCAGUUCAUCCUGUCCCUGGGAAAUCGACCGCAGGGGGCCCGGAAGCUCUAUCUAGCGAGCAUGAUCAUCUACAGCAUCAUCAUGUGCUACACCAUCUUUGCCUCCAUCUACAUUGUCGUCUGGCAGCUCACGGGAAAGCGAGCGGAAGAGCAGAGGAUAGAGAUUGGGAACAACGUCUUCACCAACCUCAUCGUCUCCACAGCGUCCACCAUCGGCUUGUACUUCAUCAUGUCCUUUCUCUACCUCGAACCCUGGCACAUGAUCACCUCCUCGCUGCAGUAUUUCCUACUGCUGCCGAGCUACAUCUGCACGCUGCAAGUCUACGCCUUCUGCAACACGCACGACGUCACCUGGGGCACCAAAGGCGACAACGUCAUGAAGACGGACCUCGGCGGCGCCGUGGGCAAGGGCCAAACAGUCGAGCUCGAGAUGCCCAGCGAGCAACUUGACAUUGACAGCGGGUACGACGAGGCCCUGCGAAACCUGCGAGAUCGCCUCGCCGCACCCGAUCAGCCGGUCAGCGAGGCGCAGCUGCAGGAGGAUUACUACAAAAGUGUACGAACGUACAUGGUGGUGUCUUGGAUGAUUGCCAAUGGAAUUCUCGCCAUGGCCGUCUCCGAAGUGUACAGCAACAAAGGCAUCGGCGACAACUUCUACUUGCGAUUCAUCCUCUGGAGCGUCGCCUCACUGGCCAUAUUCCGUGCCCUGGGCUCAACAGCAUUUGCCAUCAUCAACGUCGUCAACAUCAUGGUGGAAGGAAGGAUGCGCAUGAGCAUCAAGAUGCCACAAUGGAUGGGCGGCGUCGGCAGCAAGCUGAGCGAGACGGUUAGCAGCGUGGGCAGCAGUCUGAAGAGUUGA